Molecule: messenger RNA, 2624 nt
Organism: Cuscuta epithymum
Lineage: Eukaryota; Viridiplantae; Streptophyta; Magnoliopsida; Solanales; Convolvulaceae
Source: the annotation of a GenBank genome assembly
CAAAUCUUCAACGGCCAAGAUCUCACGGCCCGCAUCUUGAAGCUUCAUCUUCCUCGUCCGACUGCGCCAAGGCACUCCCUCCGAAUCGUGAUUUAUCGGUGGAGCAGAGGAAUAUUUGAUAGUUUGUGGAGGGAGGACUUGGAUGUUUGGUGUAGUAAUUGAACGGAAAGAUGGGUGUUUGUGCGUAGAGGCUUAGAUAGCAGAGAAAUGGCUGCUCAACCGUUGAUUUUCAAGCAAGUGUUCCCCGGAAAAUCAGAUUCAGAAAUCGCCAAUUCAAUCUUCAAAACCCUAACAAGGUCGAGGGGGUUGGAUAUCAGCCCUUCUCUUCUGAUCUCCGGCAUCAAUUCCCAUGUGGUCCACACCGUUCUCUCGCACCCCCACAUCCCCCACCUUGCCUGCUUCAACUUCUUCAGGUUUCUCUUAAACAACAACAGUUCAUCCACGUUCAACAAACCCGACCUUCAUGCCCACGUUACCCUCGCUCUGCGCUUGUUCAGAGCCAGAAUGUUUGCUGAAGGGAAGGAGAUCCUGGAAUCCGUAGCUGUUGACGACCGUCUUAGUUCGCGCCCUGUGUCUCAAGUAGCAGAUUUCGCCAGGGAGAAGACAGGAAACAAUCCCAAACUGGUUGCAAAGCUGAUGGACAUGUUGCUUAGGGUUUAUGUAGACCACAUGAAGCUUAAGGAAGCGAUGGAGGUCUUUGACUAUAUGAACAACAACGAGCUUUUGAUUGAUGAGAGAUCUUGUAUGGUGUUCUUGCUUGCAGCCAAAAGGUCCAAUCAGUUCCACUCAUUGUUUGCGUUUUUCCAGAAAAUGUUGGUUGCAAACGUGAAGAUCACAGUCUAUUCAAUGACAAUGGUGGUUGAUGGGUUGUGUAAAACGGGGAAAUUACAUGAAGCCAGAAAAUUGUUGAAUGAUAUGAUGAUCCGUAGAGGUGUCAAGCCUAACGAAUAUACUUAUAACACGUUACUGGUUGGGUGUAUGAAGAAUUCGUCUGAGCUUGGCCCCAUAAAUGAGAUUUUAAAAGAGAUGGAGAAGGAAGGAGUGGAGCUAAAUGCUACAAGCUACACCGUUCUAAUACAGGGUUAUUCAAAACUGAGAAAAUUUGAAGAGGUGGAGAAACUGUUUGACAAAAUGCAGCAGGGUAACAUAGAUCAGGACAUUCAUCUGUACACUUGCAUGAUCGACAGCUACAGCAGGGCUGGUAAUAUUAAAACUGCGUUUCUACUGUUUGAUAAAUUAGUUGAGAGAGGGGUUGUUCCAAACACCCACACGUAUGGAGCUCUGAUAAACGGCCUGUGCAAAAGCGGGAAAAUGGAAGCAGUGAAAAUCUUGCUUCAUGAGAUGCAAUCGAAAGGAGUAAGCUUGAACCAAGUUAUAUUCAACACAUUGAUGGAUGGGUAUUGUAAGAAAGGAAUGAUUAAUGAAGCAUGGAAGCUUCUUGAAAUCAUGGAAGGGAAAGGUCUCAGAGCUGAUGUGUAUGUAUACAAUAUCAUAGCCACGGGGUUGUGUAAGCUGAAGCGGCACGAGGAUGCAAAGAAUUGGUUGUUGUCGAUGGAGGGAAAAGGCGUGAAGCUGAAUGUGAUUACAUACACAACAUUGAUCGAUAUUUACUGUAAGGAAGGAAAACUUGUGGACGCGAAAAGGACGGUGCGCGAGAUGGAGGAAAAGGGGUUGAGACCUAACGUGGUGACAUACAAUGCACUUAUAGACGGAUAUUGCAAGAAAGGGUUGAUGAGGGAAGCGUACAAGGUGAGGGGGAAAAUGGUGAACGAAGGGAUCAGCCCAGAUGUGUAUGCAUAUACCUCACUUCUUAAUGGGGAAUGCAUGUGUGGAAAUGUGGAUGAAGCUUUGAGACUCUUCAGGGAGAUGGGCAGCAGCAGGGGUUUGGUCCCGACAGUGGUGUCCUAUACAGCAUUGAUUUCAGGAUUAUCUAAAGCGGGGCGAGCACAGGAAGCUUUCGGGUUGUACAAUGAGAUGCUAGAGGCAGGGCUUAUUCCUGAUGACAAUGUCUACUCUUCUCUUGUUGGUAGCCUUCAUUAAUAGUUAGAGAAACGGAUAACCCCCUCUUAAGGGUUGGGUCAUUAAAGACAAAACACUAGAUGGUGUUUAGCCUAUCCCGAGGGUUUAGUCAGAAGUCGAGAGAUGGACACUUUCGCCAGGAAGGAAGUUGCUUGCUGCUUAUGUGGCGCAUGUAGGGUUGUAGCGGAAACAGAUCGAGUCGGAUAGUGUGAUAUUUGUAUUCGUAUUUGUUUAAUUUUUCCGAAUAUGAAUCCGAAAAGCCUAUGCUCAAGGGUUGGGACAUUAAAGACAAAACAUUAGAUGGUGUCUAGCCUAUCCCGAGGGUGUAAUCAGAAGUCGAGAGAUGGAUACUUCGGUCCAAGAAGGAAGUUGCUUGGUGCUUAUGUGGCACAUGUAGGGUUGUAACGAACUGGAUCGAGUCGAAUAGUGUGAUAUUUGUAUUAGUAUUUGUUUAAUUUUUUCGAAUUCGAAUCCGAAUUCAAAUAUGAAACGAAUAUAAAUUUUGAGUUGUAUUUGUAUUCGUUUAAUAAUACGAAUAGUUAAUGAAUCAUAUACGAAUAUCAAAUUGAUUGAUCAUAAAUUAAAUAUGGAGUAUUAAUUAGUCG